Messenger RNA from Dendroctonus ponderosae (mountain pine beetle), 1039 nucleotides. RefSeq names its product probable elongation factor 1-delta. Gene Ontology annotation, biological process: translational elongation. The record is from RefSeq and is a predicted model, not a curated record. Gene Ontology annotation, cellular component: eukaryotic translation elongation factor 1 complex; cytosol. The transcript is spliced from 7 exons. NCBI's taxonomy places the organism in Eukaryota, Metazoa, Arthropoda, Insecta, Coleoptera, Curculionidae. Gene Ontology annotation, molecular function: guanyl-nucleotide exchange factor activity; translation elongation factor activity. Bases 198 to 980 code for a protein of 260 amino acids.
AGAUUAAUCGCUCUUCUAAUACUGGUCUUUAUCUAUGAUUCGCUUGAGACGUAAAGUAUCUGGCAACCCUGUUAUAAGUUAUCCAUAUUUCUUCCAUCUUUGUUACUUCCUUUUAAAACAAUUUGUGGAAGCAGAAGCCCUAUAGAUAACAAAUUGAUUCUUUCUAAUUUAAUUAAUACCUAGAACUCUAAUUCACCAUGAAAUACCUUGCAUCCGAAAAUGUGUGGCUCUCCAAAAAUGUAUAUGAAGACGCGGAGACGGCUUACUAUGAGAAAUUAUCCAAGGAAUCCUUAACACCUUUGGCUCAAGAGGUGGCGAAAGCACGGCAGAAGUUAAUCAAGUGUAGGGACACAUUUUCUGAUGACUUUGCUAGUGCUUCAAGUGCUGGCAACAUUGACACCGGAGCUUUCAAGUUUAUUGAAAAGAAAAUUGUUGAUUUUGAAAAAUCGUUAGAUCAAGUUUUUGAACAACUGAAAUCUUUAGCCUUGAGAGUGUCUGCUGUAGAGAAAUUAUCUAGCUCAUCCCAAUCUGUGCAUGAAAUCAACUUGAAUCAGCAGCCCCAGAUCAAUCCAGAAGCUUCUAAAGCUGAUGAUGAUGAUGAUGUAGACUUGUUUGCUUCGGAUUCUGAAGAAGAAUCCAAUGAAGCCUCUAAAAUCAGAGAAGAAAGAUUAGCGGCGUAUGCAGCCAAAAAGUCCAAAAAACCAGCCCUUAUCGCCAAGUCCAAUAUCAUUCUGGACGUAAAGCCCUGGGAUGACGAAACCGAUUUAAAAUUAAUGGAAUCCAGUGUUAGAAAAAUUGAGUUAGAUGGUCUGCUGUGGGGAGCUUCAAAACUUGUGCCUUUAGCUUAUGGGAUUAAAAAAUUGCAAAUUUCAUGUGUUGUGGAAGACGACAAGGUGUCUAUUGAUUGGCUCACCGAACAAAUUGAAGCAAUUGAAGAACUUGUUCAAAGUGUCGACAUUGCUGCCUUCAAUAAAAUAUAGUCAAUUAACUGGAAUUUGUUUGUUUAUGUUUGAAGCGUAAAUAAACUUAUUUUGAUCAA